AGUAUUUUGCAGCUCGCAAAAUUCGGUCACACUACGUUUGGUCGUCGUGUACAAAAAUCAAUUACUAUUACUGCUGAAACUGAGUACGAAAAGCGUUUCCGCUUGUAAACAAAACGGCAGUUAACCACAAUUAGCAAUAGUGUUUUAAAUCAACGGAGCAAUAACAUUUGGAAAAAAUGCAGAUCAAAGAAUUCCGCGUGACUUUGCCAUUAACCGUGGAAGAGUAUCAAGUAGCACAAUUGUUCUCGGUGGCGGAGGCGUCAAAGGACAACACGGGUGGCGGCGAGGGCAUUGAGGUAUUAAAAAACGAACCCUUCGUUAAUUUCCCACUGUUGGGCGGCAAAUACAAUUCCGGUCAGUACACAUAUAAGAUCUACCAUCUGCAAUCAAAAGUUCCAGCGUACAUAAGACUAUUGGCGCCCAAGGGCUCAUUGGAGAUACAUGAGGAGGCAUGGAAUGCUUAUCCUUAUUGUCGAACGAUUAUUACGAAUCCCAAAUUCAUGAAAGAUGCAUUCAAAAUAAUCAUCGACACGUUGCACGUCGGCGAUGCGGGAGACUCGGAGAAUGUACAUGAGCUGACGCCCGACAAGAUGAAAGUGCGCGAUGUGGUUCACAUUGACAUUGCCAAUGAUCCGAUCCUGCCAGCGGAUUACAAGCCCGAAGAGGAUCCCACCACCUACCAGUCAAAGAAAACUGGCCGUGGUCCUCUAGUGGGUAUUGAUUGGAAAAAGCGCGUAGAUCCAGUUAUGACCUGCUAUAAGCUCGUCACAUGUGAAUUUAAAUGGUUUGGCCUGCAGACAAGAGUAGAGAAUUUUAUACAAAAAUCCGAGCGACGUCUCUUCACAAACUUCCAUCGCCAAGUUUUCUGUUCAACUGAUCGCUGGUACGGUCUAACAAUGGAGGACAUACGCGCUAUUGAAGAUCAGGUGAAAGAUGAGCUGGACAAGGCGCGCCAGACCGGUGAGGUGCGGGGCAUGCGUGCGGAUAAUGAUUAAUUGGAUUAGACAAUUUUUAAAUAUGUACAUGUAAAAACACAACACAAACAUUAUGAUAAAACAAAGAAAAAACACAAGCAACUGAAUGAUAUAUUAAAAAGGGAAAUGCAUAAAUAAAUUUACAAAUUAACUUAAACAAACAACAACAAAAGCAAACACCAAGUGUAUGACAACAAAAACAAAAAAACAACAACAACAGCAAAGCUUAGCUCUAGUUUAGCGAUCACACACAGCCCCCAGGAAAACAAUAUCAAGCCCGGUAGUUAAGUUUUAUUUUGUAAGUAAAAUAUAAUCAGGACACACACAUCUCCACAAAAAAAGAAAAAGAAAAGGACACUUUGAAUGCACAUCCUACCCAAUCACAAGCCACAAAAGCCUCACUAAUAAAAGUCACACUUUAGCAUUAAAUAUAAAAACAAAAACUGUAAGUGGAUAAAUGAAAGUUGUUUACAUGUAUUCAAUAUGUAUUAUUGGAGUAAUUCGUUUAAGUUGCAACUGUAAAUGAAAUCAAACUAAAUGACAGCUGAUGUAAAAAGUUUAACAAAAAACUGCAUACAAAAUAGUGCAUUAAAAAAAUCAAAUAAAUGAAAUGAAUAAAAAGCGCAUCGAAGGCAUGCAAAACCAGAAAAGAAAAGUCGAAAUAAACUUAACUGAUGGUUUGCAAAAACUAUAGAACUAUAUACACACAUAUAUAUACAUGUACACAUAUAUAUACAAAAGAAAGUAUUACAUUGGAGCAUUAUGUUUUACCAGAAUACAUAUGUAAACUGUGCAACAGA
Messenger RNA from Drosophila grimshawi, 1774 nucleotides. RefSeq names its product phosphatidylinositol transfer protein beta isoform (gene vib). Gene Ontology annotation, cellular component: cytoplasm. NCBI's taxonomy places the organism in Eukaryota, Metazoa, Arthropoda, Insecta, Diptera, Drosophilidae. Gene Ontology annotation, molecular function: phosphatidylinositol transfer activity; phosphatidylcholine intramembrane carrier activity; phosphatidylcholine binding. The transcript is spliced from 9 exons. The coding region runs from base 177 to 995 and encodes 272 amino acids. Gene Ontology annotation, biological process: phospholipid transport. The record is from RefSeq and is a predicted model, not a curated record.